Messenger RNA from Suillus plorans, 1110 nucleotides. RefSeq names its product 6-phosphogluconate dehydrogenase. Bases 1 to 1110 code for a protein of 369 amino acids. Gene Ontology annotation, cellular component: glycerol-3-phosphate dehydrogenase (FAD) complex; cytosol. The record is from RefSeq and is a predicted model, not a curated record. Lineage: Eukaryota; Fungi; Basidiomycota; Agaricomycetes; Boletales; Suillaceae. Gene Ontology annotation, biological process: carbohydrate metabolic process; glycerol-3-phosphate catabolic process. The transcript is spliced from 8 exons. Gene Ontology annotation, molecular function: glycerol-3-phosphate dehydrogenase [NAD(P)+] activity; NAD binding.
AUGCUGUCAUUACCCUCAACCCCGCCCCCAAAAUCAAAAAUUCUGGUCCUUGGAGCAGGCAAUUUUGGAAGCUGUUUGGCGGACCAUCUCGGAAACUCAGACCAUGAAGUAUUCAUGUGGUCUCGAGAAGCUCGCUUUGUGGAAUACUUUAACAAGCAUCACCGGAAUCCAGACUACCUGAAAGAUCACGAAUUUUCAACGAAUAUUCGCGUUGUCGGCCCGGAGAUACCCAGCAGGGCGAUGAUGAAACAGAUGGAUGUUUUACUUUUUGCAAUACCAACGCAAGGCGUCAGAGAAACACUCAUCAAACUACAACACAGCUUCGACCGCGCAAACUUACCUUUGAUGAUUUUUGUCAACAAAGGUAUUGAAACAGGCACACAUGCACUAACGCUCGAGAUCAUUGCUGAUACCUGCGGAAGUGAAAUUGCGCGCGCGGCAACUUUUAUUUCCGGACCAUCAUUUGCAACGGAAAUUGUUCGCAGGCAACCGACGUCUGUUUCUGUCGCAUCUCUAACAGAAUCGCAAGCAAGGAAAGCGUCAGAAAUAUUUCAUCAGCCGUGGUUCCGGUGUUACACUGGAUCUGAUCCGAUAGGGUUAGAACUUGCAGGUGCCCUUAAGAAUGUUUACGCUAUCGCCACAGGCCUUGCCGAUGGACUCGGAUUCGAGAAUAACACGAGAGCCGGUCUUAUUACUCGCGGCCUCGCCGAAAUGACGCGAAUCGGAACUGCGUACGGAGCAUCACCAUUGACGUUCUUAGGAUUGGCUGGUGUGGGAGACUUGUUUCUUACGUGUAGUUCGCCGACCAGUCGUAAUUACACCGUGGGUUAUCGACUAGGUAAAGGAGAGCCGCUGGAAGAUAUUAUCAAGACACUUGGUAGUGUAGCUGAGGGAGUGACAACAGUGAAGGGAUUGAAGAAGAUUAUCGAUGAGAUGCAAGUGUCUGCGCCUCUUGCCAACGGGAUAUAUGCACUUCUCUAUGAAGGGAAAGACCUGCAUGAAGGUAUACAAGAAUUAAUGUGUCGUCCACCGUCACGCGAACUGGACCUACCGGAGAAAGCAGGGGAACCUGCCAAGAGGUUGAUGCAGAAGCUUGGAUUGGACACAUGA